Toxotes jaculatrix (banded archerfish) is the source of this 3338-nucleotide messenger RNA. RefSeq names its product zinc finger protein 366 (gene znf366). Gene Ontology annotation, molecular function: RNA polymerase II cis-regulatory region sequence-specific DNA binding; DNA-binding transcription factor activity. The transcript is spliced from 7 exons. Lineage: Eukaryota; Metazoa; Chordata; Actinopteri; Toxotidae. The coding region runs from base 147 to 2570 and encodes 807 amino acids. Gene Ontology annotation, biological process: regulation of transcription by RNA polymerase II. The record is from RefSeq and is a predicted model, not a curated record.
CCGUGGACGGGCGGCUCAUUGUCAGGAGAGUUGCAGCGCGAGCAGGAGGGAGAGAACGCUGGUACAGGUACAACAGCAGCAGCUGCAGCAGCACUUCAGCCACAGCAUCACAGAAAACACACUCUGCUACACUCAACUGAAAGAAGAUGGAAACAGACAGAGUAAAUUAUUCACCAGGAAGAACUCCUCCUCUCAGAGAUGAACUAAGACAAGCAUCUCAGCACAAUUUCUACUUGAGCCCCCCUCCGCUCUAUAUCAAGCCCCCAAAAUUCUCCCCUCCCAGAUACCCAAGCAUAUCACCCACCAGAGACACCUACAGCAUGUUCAGCCCUGCUUUCUUUCCCAUGCUCGGCCCUAGUUACACCCAAAAGGAGGGAUCCCAAAAACGCAAAAGAACUCCUUUCAAAAUGGACGCCGAAGGAGGUGAAUCUCCUGACAGAAAACCAGAGGAGGCAGAAGAAAGCAGUAGUAAGAAGACAGUAGACCUCUCCCACAUCCCCUUCUCCCUCCCAUCUCGCCCCAUUCCUUCCGCAUCUCCAAAACCCCACCCUGGUAUGAUUGAGCUCAACAGACUACAGCUUCAUCACAGGUCACCAGGUAUGAAUCUACCUGCGCAGGUGAAACAGGAGCCCCUCAGUCCUUCCCCUGUUUGGCCUCCCUCUCCUUUCCUUCUCCAACCUCCGUACUUCCCACCUCUCCAUCACAGCCUCCUUCCAUACCCCUUCUUCAUGCCUGGGCCUGUCAUGCACCUCUCCCCUGGCACUUUCUACCCCAGAGAGGACCUCCGAACCAGUCAUCGUACCCGUGACGGAGCUCCUCGAAGUGGAAUGACCAGCGCUGAGAAGCUUGGGCUCAACAUCCAUGUAGAUGACAGCUAUUAUGUUGAUGUCGGAGGUGACCAAAAGCGAUGGAAGUGUCGUAUGUGUGACAAAUCCUACACCUCCAAGUACAACCUGGUCACGCACAUCCUGGGUCACAAUGGUAUCAAGCCACAUGGAUGCCACCUGUGCGGGAAGCUUUUCAAGCAGCUGAGUCACCUGCACACACACCUGCUCACCCAUCAGGGCAUGAGGCCCCACAAGUGCCAGGUGUGCCACAAGGCCUUCACCCAGACCAGCCACCUGAAGAGACACAUGAUGCAGCACAGUGACGUGAAGCCAUACAGCUGCGGUGUGUGUGGUCGAGGCUUCGCUUACCCCAGUGAGCUUCGUGCCCACGAACUGAAGCAUGAAAAAGGCCAGGAGAAUGUAUGCGUGGAGUGUGGCUUGGACUUCCCCACACUGGCUCAGCUUAAGAGGCACCUUACUGCCCAUCGUGGCCCCACCCUCUACCGGUGUGCAGAGUGCCAGAAGACUUUCCAGUACCCGAGUCAGCUUCAGAACCACAUGAUGAAACACAAAGACAUCAGACCGUACAUCUGCAGUGAGUGUGGGAUGGAGUUCAUCCAGUCACACCACCUGAAACAGCACACGCUCACUCACAAAGGAGUGAAAGAGCAUAAGUGUCGCAUCUGUGGUCGUGAGUUCACCCUGUUGGCCAACAUGAAGCGCCAUGUCCUCAUCCACACCAACGUACGGGCCUACCAGUGCCACAUGUGCUUCAAGAGUUUUGUCCAAAAACAGACUCUGAAGGCUCACAUGAUCGUCCACUCGGACAUCAAGCCCUAUAAAUGCAAGCUUUGUGGGAAGGAGUUCAACAGGAUGCAUAACCUAAUGGGUCACAUGCAUCUCCACUCAGAUAGCAAACCCUUCAAAUGCCUCUACUGCCCAAGCAAGUUCACACUGAAGGGAAACCUCACCAGACACAUGAAGGUCAAACACGGCGUCAUGGACAGAGGGCUGGAUGAAAGAUUGUUUAGGCAAAGGGGGCGAUUCUGCCUGACCACUCAAAUGGGUCUCCUCACCCACUUCAGCCAAGAGGAGCCGUUUGACCUUUCCCAGAAGCAGCCGGGCAUGCCCAGCCUCCGUCUUUCCCAAUCAGAUGGUGAGAGUGUCCCAGGAAGCUCAUGUCAGGAGGAGGAUGAAGAGAGUUUGUAUAGAAGGAGCCAGUACAGUCCUGAGGUGGAUCAACAUGAGCCAGCAGGCGAGGAUCAGUACAUCCCUGAGCUGGAGGAUGGAGGACAGGGAUCUCCUGAGGAACUAAGGCCAGGGGAGAAACAGAAACAAAUGUACCAGCAAAGUUUAGAUGAUGAGACGUUUGAGAGGGAGUCAGCAGCAGAGGGACAAUCGGUAGCUCCCAGAGAUGACCAGGUGCACCUCUUACAGUCAGAGACAUCCUAUGAAUCUGAUUUAGAGCAAGGUGAGCAGGCGUACCACCAUGAAACAGGCUGUAGACAGUCAGAUGACUAUGACUCUGAUUCAGAGCUAGAAGAUCAUCAUCAAGAGCUAGAUGAGCCAGAUCAAAGCAAACAGCAGCUGCGUGGCUUUUAUGAGGCAGCCAUUGAUAUGGCAGAGAGGAGACAGAACAGUUUGGAGACAGAUGAAGUGGGUCACCGCUCACACACAGGUGAAAUUGUCAGUCCACAGGAUGAAGAAGAAGACAAUGAAUGUGAAAAAGUAGGGGAAGAAUGAGAAGAUGCAGGUUUUGGUUUUGGGGUGUGGUGGUGUUGUCUUGAGAGAAAAAUGGACAGGAUGUUCAGGAGACAGUUCAGGGGGAAAGAGGAAAGUGUGUAGGUCUUGUAGGUCUCUAAAAAACACGACUGAACUGAUUAUGGAGGAUGUGGUGUAGUAGCGUAGCACAAAGAAGGAAAGAUGAACAUAUGUUUAUUAACAGAGCAAAAACUAAAAUAGGAAGUGAGUGAAAUACAAAGCUGUGAAACAUACUGCAUGUACAGAACAUAUCAUACACUGAUAAAUAGUCACUGACAGAAGGUUCAUGAGGAUUUAUAAGUGGAAAAGAUUAGGACGUAACUUUCUUUAAAUAAAAUGCAAAAAGAUAUUUAAUGUUUUGGGGGGUUUUUUACAAUUCAUUUUUGCAAUGUUAACUCAAAUAUGCAAUCUUGCUCUAAGCUCUAAAAUCCAUAUUAAAAUCAGUUUUGCUAAAGCCAUGUUAUUUUGUUUGUGUGGGACAUUGCCCUCAAAGUAAACAUAAGAUUAACUGAGAGUAAUAAUGUAGUUUUUGAUUUUGACAGAUACAGAUGUGACAAAGCUUGAUGUUGAGUUUUUAUUAAAUAAACUGUGAUUUGUUUUAUGUUUAUGUCCAAUGUGCAGAUUUUUUUUUAUCUAUAUGACUUUGUUGGUUCAGUUUUUGGGGAACGGCAGUGUUUAAAUUGUGGGCCAGUGUAAUAGUGGUUACCUGAAUAUGAUUCUGCUAAAUAAAAACAAAAAUAAAAGCUUGAA